This is a messenger RNA of Osmia lignaria (orchard mason bee), 780 nucleotides long. RefSeq lists its product as uncharacterized. Lineage: Eukaryota; Metazoa; Arthropoda; Insecta; Hymenoptera; Megachilidae. The record is from RefSeq and is a predicted model, not a curated record.
AAAUUUUCUUUCCGAUAAGUGAACAAAUUCACUCUUUAUCAUCGUAGUUCUGUCACUUAAAGUCUCCACGACGAACAUUUUUCUCAUAAUGCCCAACAAACUUACGGCGAAAAAAGAAGUAUGAUAUGUGGAACACAGCCGUACGUGGCUACGUGGUGCCCCGUGUGUGAUAAACGAGUAAGCGAUAAAGGGAGGGACACGUAUGGGUUGCUCGCCCAUAUUCGUGAAUUUCAUCCGAAACAUUCCAACCAAUUCUUCACUCAGGAGAAAGAGUCCAGGACAGUGUCAAAACAGACAACAUCAAAGGGUUCUCUGAGGACUGGUUGCACCAACCGGAAAAGCGAACCAAGGAAAGUCUAUGCAACUCGUGUAGACACGUGGAAAUCGCACAACGAGAAAAAGCUUUGUCCAAGAUGUAAAAAGGAAGCUGUACCUACGCUUCACGCUCGAGGAGACAAAUUAACAACGUCACACAUUGGAGCUCUGUGUCUCUUAGGAUGCUGGCCUCUCUGCUUCGUGCCACUAAUGAUGAAACGCGCGAAGAAGGUUCGAAUGAUCUGCCCCCUGUGUGGAUACAUGUACGGCAGUUAUCAGUAUAAAAAUACUGGAUUAGCACCGUGCAACACAGAUUCAGAAGAUUCCCAAGCACGACUCUCAUCUCCACCAAGAAGUUUUCGAUUGAAAGUUACAAAAGAGUAGAGUUUGUUCAUUGAAACACUAAUUGAAAUACAAUUAAGAAAUUCCAAUUGCAAAAAUUAAUAAAGUAUUGUAUGUACGUCU